AUUUCACAAUGACAUUUGUAUGUUUUCAACACAUCAAAAACAAAAAAUAAAUUAUUUCACAGACAUGAAUUUGCUUCACCACACUUUGAUUUUCUUAAUAGGCCUCAGGACUUCUGUGGCACUCAGACAUGAGAGAUGUUCGUUCAUCGCAAAUCCUGGUCCUUGCAAGGGACAUUUUGAAAUGUUUGCCUACGACUUGGAAAACAAUGUAUGUGUAGAAUUCAUAUACGGUGGUUGCGGCGGAAACCCGAAUCGUUUUCAAACUAAAGAGGAAUGCAUACUUCUAUGUAAUGCUUUAGCUGAUGAAGACGACUACCUUAUAGUUGAUACUGACAAAAAUGAACAACAAUAUAUAACCACAUUGUCAGAAAGUUCGGAAAUUACCACGAAAAGAGAAAACAUUAAUUAAGUGGUUAUUAUUUAAGUAAUGAUUUACAACUUACCAUAAAAUCUUGAGCAAUGGCCACGACAUUAAGUAGCUGAUGGUGCCAACACCAUUCCAACAACGAAUUUACUCGAAUUGUCGAUUUCCUUAUAACCAACAGCACUGGUUGUGUGUUUAGCAUACGUAGAUUGCGAUACAAAAUUUCCAGUAUGUCUUCCGGUGAAUCGUUAACAAAAGCUAUUGUAAGGACAUUAUGUGACGGAUUUUCAAGCAAAUUAUAGGUUUCCCUAGAGUGUUCUUUAAUUUGAAGCACGGGAAUAGGAAUUUGCCACAAGGUAUCCAACCAAGUCGGAUCGAAGUUGCCCAAAAGCAGAACAUAUUCAAUGUUAAGUUCACGCCUCAGUUGAUGAAGUAAAUUAUGAUAGGAGCAAUCCCCGCCAGGACAAAGGAGAACAAAGGCGACUAACAGUAGGUGCGACUGACCCAUGUUGAAUGUGGAAAUGGUUUUCCACUGCCAACUUAUAUGUUGUCCUUUCAACUGCCAGCAACGGCACCCAUGGGAGAUGAGGUGUCGCGACCAACUUUUUAUUUAUUUAACAGUGCAAUUAAGUUGACACCUUAUUGUAAUUAAAUAAUAUACAUAUGUGGCUUAAUUUACACAUUCUAAUUAACUGAACUGUGUUAGGUAUUUCAAUGUACCAAACAAUAAUGCCUACAGCUUUUUGGCACGUAAUAUUGAUUAUGCCAUGAAAAUGUUACAAUAAGCCUCGUGGUCAUUUUAAAAGGCCACUAAACCGACUAACGAUCCCACUAGUAGCACGCCUCCAUUUCCCAGCAUUUCCUCCUGUGAUGAAGACGUUUUCACACAGGCUUCAAUAAAUUCAAAAACUAAAACCGCCCA
This is a messenger RNA of Drosophila sechellia, 1286 nucleotides long. Its product is annotated as kunitz-type serine protease inhibitor nigrescinin-4. NCBI's taxonomy places the organism in Eukaryota, Metazoa, Arthropoda, Insecta, Diptera, Drosophilidae. The transcript has 2 exons. The record is from RefSeq and is a predicted model, not a curated record. The coding region runs from base 20 to 409 and encodes 129 amino acids. Gene Ontology annotation, molecular function: serine-type endopeptidase inhibitor activity.